Messenger RNA from Exophiala bonariae, 2601 nucleotides. RefSeq lists its product as uncharacterized. The record is from RefSeq and is a predicted model, not a curated record. The transcript has 4 exons. Lineage: Eukaryota; Fungi; Ascomycota; Eurotiomycetes; Chaetothyriales; Herpotrichiellaceae. The coding region runs from base 1 to 2601 and encodes 866 amino acids.
AUGACGGACCCACAAUUGCUACUCGAUUUUGACAGUAAUGUCACCUUUUCGGAUACGACCGACACCAACCUGAGCUCCCCAGCCAUCUCCAUUUCAUCUACGCCUAAUGGGCAUCCUACCACCGAAACCACAACCAGCAGUGGCCACCAGAACCGUCAAGGCUCAGGUCUCAAAGCUACUAAUCAAUUCAGCACCACAAUUGAUUCCGACCCAUACCAAUACUCGACUAUCUCUCGCUCUGAUGCACAGACUGCUGACGCCGCUAAUCCUUCCUCAGACACGCGACCUGGUCUUCUCCCUAAGGAUCUAGAGUACCCUACCGUGACUGUACGAGUACAGGAUACCGAGUCUCAACAGGCCCAACUUGGUUCCUCUACUGAUGCAGCCCACACCGCUAGCUAUAACCUAGUCACCCCAAGCUUUGGUUCCCAGCCGUGGAUCGCCCCCCCAGGACCAUUCCUCGCCUUUGCGCCUCAGCCAAUAUAUGAGCCCACCGGUGAGUUACUCCACGAAACCGUUCAAUCUUUCGACGAAUUUCACGACCGUUCGUUUCCAAGCCUCGUUGUCACUUCAACCGCUUCUCCGAGCAAGCCGGCGCCAAAUACAACCCAAGCGGCCGAGGCGGCCAGCAAUACCAAUGGUUCUUAUCCGGUGAUACCUUUUGCUCAGCCGUCGCUUCCUCGAUCUGCCCUGAAGCGGAAGGCAAGUUCAUCGGUGACUACCCCUACCGGCUAUUCCGCAGAGAGGAAAACCCGCCUGUCUGGCGUUGGUCCUGAUCCUGCCUUUGGACGGGACUCUCCUACUACACAUAAUCGUUCUGUUACCUUUGAGCGGAUGUCAGGCAUCGGUCCAACAUCGCCUGAUGAUGGAUCUACCUCCUCAGACUUCCUGGCCAGCUCCAGAUCAGCUUUGAAUGCAGGAAUCCCUGCUGGCAAUAGGAGAACACGCCAGUCAUCAGGCUCGACCCCACGACCACCCCUGGGCGUUCCGUCAACCUCGUCACAAGGUUCUCAGAGAAGGGUUGGAAACAGAACCUCAUCGGCUCAUCCUCCAUCGAUCUUACCACCAGAGAAGGUCUUUCCGAUUCAAAUAGGCUCCGAUCUUUUCAGGCUAUCAGGUGCUUCUAUCUCUUCUGAUGCUCCUUCCUACUUUACGCAGUUCUUUGAGGAGCAGAUUAGACAAAAUGAAGAAUCUGGAGGGGUAAGAACUCUAUACAUUGAUCGUGAUCCUGCGACAUUUAGAGAUGUCGCGCGACAUCUACAAGGCUACUAUGUAAAGCCAGUUGAUGGCAGCCAUUUCGUUAAGUUGUUCGCAGACGCGCAGUUUUAUAGUCUGCCACGAUUAAUCGAUCAAUUGUUCGAGUCCGAAAUUUUCAUCCAAAUUGGCGAGCGGCAUUUCCAGAUUCCCAAAGACAUCUUCUCCGAGCCAGGAAACUCACCCAACUUCUUUUCUCUUGGCUUCGCUGUCUUUUUCUCUACACCUGGCGAAGUAUUUCCUGGUUUAGAUCGACGCGGCCUACUGCGACCACCAUCAAUCACUCCUCCUUACGUACCUGGUCGAUCUGCAGACAUUUUCGCGCAACUUCUGCAUCUACUGCGAGGUUAUCCCCUAUCAAUUACCAGCGAGUCACAUCGUGCUGAGCUAUUACGAGAUUGUCGCUAUUUCCACCUUCGAGGUUUGGAGCAAAAAAUUAUUGCCCAUGAGAUCAGCUACAAUCUGGAGCGACAGAAACAAGAGAUUUGCCUCCGCCUCGAGGAUGUGAAGCCAUCAGGAGUCUCAUUCACGAGUAACCACGCAAUCGAAAGUGGUAAGCCGACGACCGGGGGCUGGGUCUAUUAUGCCAGGCCUUUUGUGGACGACACUUCCUACGAGAUGGUCGUGGAAGUUGGCAGUGAGUGUACGGUCCUAGAUUUGACCGACAUGAGAGCGGAUUUUCACAACCUAGCAAAGGCUAGAAUAUCUUCACUCUUCCAGGUGGUGGCUAACAAGAUGAACUUGCCCACAAACGCACCGCUUGGUCUGAUGAUGCUUUCUGGUGGUAGAUCUUCUCAAUCAGCAAGCCCGGGUCAAACUCCUCUGAGCGAAGAUCGGGUCAAAGUACGCUUUGAGGCUGCAAGUGAUAUUACUUUGGAUGGCAAGCCAUAUGAAAUCGAUUGGGACAGUACUUUGGGGAAAGUCUUCUCAGAAGGGCCCAGUGCGGUAGCAAGCGAUUCGGAAUCAGAUUCAGACGCAAUGAGCGAAGACACUGACCCCAAACCAGGGCCACCAGUAAUUUCUCAACAACGAAGACCACAGACACGACACACUCCAGGUGGGCCAUCAGGGCAGCCCUCCAUUGCAGGAAGAGGAACCCUUCCUGUUCCGCCCAUUCAAACGACUCGCAUUGCUCCAGCUGCGCCAUCGAAAAAGAAGCGCAAACGCCAGAACAGCCAUGGUCACCUUGGAGAGUGGAUAAUUCGUACAGGUCAGUGGCGAUUAUGUGUGCAACCCAACACUCAGGAUUCCAUAAGGGGAGGCUUUGAGAUUGUCUUCGUCGGUGUCAAAGUCGAUGCAUACUCGAGCGAAAGGGCACGGAACUCAAGAAGAGGAUUUCUCAAUUGA